Messenger RNA from Trichoderma atroviride IMI 206040, 1668 nucleotides. RefSeq lists its product as uncharacterized. Lineage: Eukaryota; Fungi; Ascomycota; Sordariomycetes; Hypocreales; Hypocreaceae. The record is from RefSeq and is a predicted model, not a curated record. Gene Ontology annotation, biological process: DNA-templated transcription; regulation of DNA-templated transcription; response to xenobiotic stimulus. Gene Ontology annotation, molecular function: DNA-binding transcription factor activity, RNA polymerase II-specific; zinc ion binding; DNA binding.
AUGACUCGGCUAGAAGGGCGCAAACGCUCGAAGCUGGCCUGUCAGACCUGCCGCGACCUCAAGCGCAGGUGCGACGGCGCUCGUCCUUGCGGAACAUGCGUUCGGUUUGAAUAUGACUGCACUUACAAUGCCUACAGGAAGAGACGGGACAUGGAACAGUACUUGGGGCCGGUCGGAGAACUGACGCCUUCUCGCUCCAGCGCAAAAUCCUCCCACGAUGAGUUUCCAUCGACGGCGAGCCCGCAUAUCCAAGCCCGAUCUGUCGAGGCAAACUCGUGUCCUGCGUUUGUGAGGACGCUGGCGCUGAGGCUGGAUCCAAAAAGGAAUCCGCGGAUGCUAAGCUUUGCCUGGAAUGCCUUUCUGGGAUCGCGGCAGACCCAUCCUGCGCCGUCCUUUCAGUCCAUCACAGACGUGGUAUCACAAAAGAGACUCGACGACUUGGCUGGCGUCUACUUCCAAAAGGUUGACCCCGUCUACGGCUUCGUCGAUGGCGAAGAAAUAGAAGACAACAUACGCCAUCGGUGGAUGAUUCGAGAUGCCACACAGGCACAAGACGCCAUACUAUGCGGCAUCGGCGCGCUGGGAUGCCUCUUCUCACAAACACAGACCGAUGCUACUGAUCCCGUCGAAUCUGCGCUGGUGGAGCUGGCAAAGAAUCUACUCGAGAAGACACUGUCCGAGCCUCCGACGAUUGAGAGCAUCACCGCGUGGCUACUACGAGUCACUUACCUGCGAGUCGCGGGGAACCAGUACACGGCCUGGAUGGCGAGCUGCACGCUGAUGCAUAUGAUCGAUGCAGGUGGCUUCAAUGCCGAAUCGCCGGGGAAAGCCGUCCUCCCAUCACCGCCUCAGGCAGUCAGCAUGGAGAUGAGGAAGCGGAUCGUGGCCAUUGCGCAGCAUCUCAACGUCUGGAUGUCGUUCGACAUGGGCCUCACUCGCGUUGCGCUCCCAAACAUCAGCACGGCAGUUUCUUCGGCGCGCGAAGGAGACUCUACGUGUGAAAUCAUAGAGCUGCUCCCGUUCUCAGUCGAGCUUGAUCCGCAGCGAAAACCCACGGCGCUGGAGCUCGAGUGUGCUCUGCAAGUGGUGCUGAGCCGCGUGCACUCCAGCCCGCCGUCAAUUCUUGCCCAGUGCAAUCUGGCGCUCUGUCUCUGCCGUCGUCUACGAUCGAUGGAGGUUGCCCUGCCGGAUUCUGUGCUCCAGCAAGUGCUUCUGCUGACGUCAAACGGCAUCCAGGCUGCUCAAGCGGUGCUGGCCGCUCGGGCACCCUGGCACCAGAUGGUCUACGUACCAUUCCAGAUCGUUUGUGUGCUGCUUGCCAUAGACACUGUAUCUUCUAUCUCCCAGCUGCGGGGUGCGAUGCAGUGUCUGAAAGACAUUACGGCUGUCUAUAACACCGAGGCAACACAAGACGCCUUGAAGACUGCUCGGUCCCUUGUUUUCCUGCAUCAGAAAGGAAAGGAAAUGUUUGCUUCGGCCUUGGGUGAGAUACUGAGGAACGACCCGAUGACUCCCGUUGGUGAAGCACCGGGAAUCUCGCCGAUGCUUUUGGAAGAUACGUUUGGCACGGGCAACUUUACAGAUCAGUUCUUUGGCCUCCCGUAUAACGACAUUGACCAGCUUGUGAACCCCGAUUUCUUUUGGAAUAUCAACGGCUAUGGGUUAUGA